This is a messenger RNA of Lepidothrix coronata (blue-crowned manakin), 2543 nucleotides long. It is a transcript of the gene EFHC1, whose product is annotated as EF-hand domain containing 1. Gene Ontology annotation, cellular component: mitotic spindle; axoneme. The record is from RefSeq and is a predicted model, not a curated record. Gene Ontology annotation, molecular function: calcium ion binding; alpha-tubulin binding. NCBI's taxonomy places the organism in Eukaryota, Metazoa, Chordata, Aves, Passeriformes, Pipridae. The coding region runs from base 54 to 2150 and encodes 698 amino acids. Gene Ontology annotation, biological process: mitotic spindle organization; cilium-dependent cell motility; mitotic cytokinesis. The transcript has 11 exons.
CCCCGGCGGUUGCCGUGGAGACGCGUCGGCGGGGCCGGGCCGGGAGCGCCGCCAUGAGCGCGGGACCGGCAACGGGAUCAGGGCCGGGACCGGGAUCGGGAACGGAAUUAGGACCAGGACUAGGACCCGGACUGGAAUCAGGAUCGGGACCGGGACCAGCACCGGUACCGGCCCUGGGACCGGGACCGGGGCCGGGGCCGGGUCUGCCCUUCCUCCCCGGCUGUGCCGUCAGGGACCCCACGAGAACAUCUUUUCAUCGGUCCCACACACUGGGCUUCAGAAAUGGAUAUGCCUUUUCCCAGCUGCCAAGGGAGGGGAUUGGCGGGGAGACAAUCUUCCCAAAUCUGCUCUCUCAAGAUCAGCUGGAUGAUUUAUGCACAAAGGGACCCACCCUGACCUACGGGCCAGCCAAGAAGUCUCCACCUCCACCCUUCAUGCCGUCAUACGUGGCUUUUGACAAACAGGUUUUGAAGUUCGAUGCCUAUUUCAAGGAAGAAGUUCUUACCUCUGCAGAGGAGCAUUACCGGAUCCGCCAAGUGGGCAUCUACUACUACCUGGAAGACGACAGCAUGUGUGUCAUAGAGCCUGUGGUGAAGAACUCUGGGCUCAUUCAGGGCAAACUUAUGAGACGCCACCGGGUGCCCAAGAAUGACCAGGGGGAUUAUUACCACUGGAAGGACCUGAAUCUGGCCACGAACAUCACCAUGUACGGCAGGACGUACCGCUUAGUCGACUGCGACUCCUUCACCAAGGUGUUCAUGGAGAGCCAGGGAAUUGUACUGAACCCUCCAGAGCAAUUGGUUUCGGAUCCUUACAUAGAACAGCGCCGGACGCCUGUGCAAAAGCCCAUUGUGCCAGCAGGUCCCGACCCACUCUGGCAGUUCCUGACCUACGACACAAAGGUCCUUCGCUUCUACGCCAUAUGGGAUGACACAAACCACCCUUUUGGUGACCAGCAUCGUUGCAUCAUCCAUUACUUCUUGGCAGAUGACACAGUGGAGGUUCGGGAAGUGUACAGUAGAAACGAUGGGAGAGACCCAUUCCCAGUCCUGAUGAAACGCCAGCGCUUGCCCAAAACCCUCGCAGAAAAGAAAAUGGGCUUCCCAAGCUGUGUGCUGGAGAUCACUAAUGAGGAGGUACUUGAGUGGUACUCACCCAUAGAUUUUGCUAUUGGCAAAACCAUCACCCUCCUUGGACGCACCUUCUUAAUCUAUGAUUGUGACAAGUUCACACAGAACUUCUAUCGGGAAAAAUUUGGGAUCACAGACUUCCAGCCACUGCAAAUCAGUGAGAAACCACUCGAAAAAGUUCCACAGGUAAUUCCUCCCCAUAAUGGUUUUGGCAUGCCUGAAGACUCUCUCCAGAACUGCCUCCGCCUGAUUCCGAAGCGUCCACAGAAAGAUGUUAUUAAGAUGCUGGAGAAUGAUCUCAAGGUCCUGCGGUACCAGGCGGCCCUGGAAUCACCAGUCCCUGAGGACAGAAAUCGUCGUUUCAUCCUCUCUUAUUUCCUCUCUGAUGACACGAUCAGCAUCUAUGAACCCCCAAUCCGAAACUCUGGCAUCCCUGGAGGCAAAUACUUAAAAAGGACCAGAGUUGCCAAGCCAGGGUCUACUCCAGAGGAUCCCAUAUACUUUCAGCCCUCUGACUUCACCAUUGGCUCUACAAUUGAAGUGUUUGGCCACAGGUUUGUUAUCACUGAUGCUGACGAAUAUGUGCUUAAUUACUUGGAAAGAAACGCAGAGAGUUUCCCUGCAACAACACUGCAAUCCCUGAGGGAUCAUUUUCGCCCACGGAAGGCAGUAAAGGACACUGUCAACAAUGACAUCCCCAAGCAGGCCCUGGAUGACUUAAUUGAGGAGGUUCAGAAAGAGCUGAAGCUCCGUCACAGCUACUUGAACACCAGGAGGUUUCAUGAGGCAUUUCAUCAGUGUGACAAGGAUGGCUCUGGAAUCGUGGACAAAGGAAUAUUUUUGGACCUUUGUGAUAGGUUGGAAGUGCCAACCAGCACCAUUCUUCUUAAAAAGCUCAUUGACUAUUGUUCCUGUGGAGAAGACUAUGUAAACUACCGUGACUUCCUUCGAGCCUUCCCUAGUAAUCUUUUCCCAGAACCUGAAGCACAAGACGAGCAGUUAAAUACCCAGGUGACUUGAAGACCUCAUGCUUCAAAAAGGAUGUUCCAGUCUUCACCUUUGCUUCACUCACUCUCCCCCUUUCCAUAGUACUAGUUAAUUCCACCCUUAUUUUGUUAACUUUUUUCUUCCCUAACCUCCCUCUGCCCUUUUGGCCACCACCAAACUCGACUUCACAACUGCUGGAUGUUGAAAUGAAACUCACAGAAGAAAAUUUCUGAGAACCAAAGUUGGGUUCUCCUGUUGAUCUCUCAACUUUUUAGUAAAGUAUUUUAGAGAGCUGAAGCUCUGAAGCCUGAAGUGAAAACCACUCUAGUUUUCUUUGAGAGUCAAAAGGGCCUUUCACCCUCAAAUAGUGAAGACUGCCAGUUUACAUUGUUUUAAAAUUGCAAUAAAAAUGCAGUUGCUAUAAAA